AGUUUGUUUUUUCCCUUAUUGGAAGGUUUCAUGUUGCCACGGUAUUUGUAUGAGCCAAAAUUUGAAGACAAAAGAGAGUUCCCGGAAUAUGAGCUGCUGAAUGUUCGGUUACAGGGCUAUGACUAUGUGCCGUUGGAAAAGUACCAGUCAUUUGUUCAUAAGAUCGCGAAAAGGUUCCACUUCACUGUUGCGGAGAGUGUUGCAGUUUCGGCAAGAAACGAACGAGCUGUAUUGUAUAAUCGAAAUUCGAAAACGGUAAAAUCAGAGAAUAAUUUAUCCAUUUAUGAUCGACAGUUUAAAAUUGCUGCUGUAGCAGCAGUUCGUUUACCGUUGUUUAUGAAAUUACUACAGGUUAGCGGUGCACAUUUACCCUGUGGUGUAAAGUUGACGAUAAAAAAACAUGAAAAAGCUGAUGAGGAGUAUCGUUAUAUUCCGGAUUUGUUGUUGAAACAGAAACAAGAUGAAUUGAGAAGUCUUGAUGAUCCGUUGGUGAGGAAAGCAUUAGGUUGGGAAUAG
Enterobius vermicularis (human pinworm) is the source of this 516-nucleotide messenger RNA. The record is from the annotation of a GenBank genome assembly. NCBI's taxonomy places the organism in Eukaryota, Metazoa, Nematoda, Chromadorea, Rhabditida, Oxyuridae.